AUGGCUCAAGAUCGUGCAGGACCAUGGAGUCGAUGGGAUGGAAUACCCGCUCAAAGUGCAUCAUCAUCUAACAACUUUGUGAACAACCGCUUCUUCGACACUGGUAAUGGUGUUGGCAGCGGCAUCGGGACAUCAGGAUCAGCAACAUACAUUAGAACAUCUCUUGUUGACCAGAGAGUGAAUGCCAUUGAUCCUUCGUUCUACGAUUGUAUCUAUGGAAUACAGAACUCUGCAGUGACUGUUGUUGAACAGUGUUACAAAGAUCUUGGAUGCUGUGCAACAGGAUGCUGUAAAAACUCUGAAUGGAACAGCAAAUAUGCAGCUGCGGUGGCUUUGAUCAGCAUCUUCGGGUUUCUCGUUAUUCUAGCUGUUGUAAUCUGGCUUAUUGUGUGGUUGAUGAACAGAGCUAAAGACAAAAGAAUGAAGAGACAACUUAUCAAUGAGAACUCGAACAUGUCUCCAUCUCAAUCCAGUACUUCUCUUGCUCAACCAGUUCCAAAUGGUUUCCAUUAUGGUACUGGCCCAUACCAAACUCCUCCUAAUAACGGAUAUCGCUACUGA
Molecule: messenger RNA, 561 nt
Organism: Auanema sp. JU1783
Lineage: Eukaryota; Metazoa; Nematoda; Chromadorea; Rhabditida; Rhabditidae
Source: the annotation of a GenBank genome assembly